UGUGUAAACGGGAAAUACAAUGUCUCUAGGUUUGGUGCAGCUUUGGCUCAUCUUGAGUCUGUGCAGUUUGAGCUCAGGAUUAAACUGCCGAUGGAUCAGUCUUAAAUUCCAGCAGCACCACGAAACCAGUUUAACACUGCUCAGAGAAAUGGGAGAGGAAAAUAGCGUUAGCUCCAUCCCGGAUAACUGGCAUCACUGGUUCUUGAACCACAGCUAUUCUCAGCCAGAAAAACAGAUCUGGUUCAUAGUUCAGACUCUGGACGAAGUCUCUCGUUUAUUGGAAGAGUCCGAGUCUGUCUCCUGGAACGAGGACAAACUGGACACUUUCUUACAUAUGCUGGAUCUGCAGGCUAACGGACUACGCUCAUGUCUCGAGCACAGGAUGAAAAAGAGCAAAAGAUUGCCCUUAUACUUCAAACGACUACGAGAUCUCAGCAAGAACAACAAGCAGGAGAAGAAUGAGGCCUGGGAGACGAUCAGAAAAGAGCUGCUUCAACUCUUUGGAAUAUUCGACUUUUUCCCCGCUGUCUCUGGGACUCGUGUUGCAAACCACAAGCAGCAAUCAGUUACAGUUGUCCAGUGAUGACCGUAGAGAAAAGCUGCUGGCUGUUUUUGCUUGAAUUGGAUUUUCCUGCACUUGUCGAUCACUUUGGAUCAAAAUGCACUCAAAGGAGUUCAAUUGUUGAAUCAUUUAGUGUUGCUUUUGUUCAAAAUCAUAGUAGUGAAUUAAAUGUGUGUUUUAGAUCACAAUU
Molecule: messenger RNA, 752 nt
Organism: Silurus meridionalis
Lineage: Eukaryota; Metazoa; Chordata; Actinopteri; Siluriformes; Siluridae
Product: interferon a3-like
Exons: 5
Coding region: 20-583 (187 amino acids)
Biological process (GO): defense response; response to exogenous dsRNA
Cellular component (GO): extracellular region
Molecular function (GO): cytokine receptor binding
Source: RefSeq, a predicted model, not a curated record